Molecule: messenger RNA, 627 nt
Organism: Mesoplodon densirostris (Blainville's beaked whale)
Lineage: Eukaryota; Metazoa; Chordata; Mammalia; Artiodactyla; Ziphiidae
Gene: RPS27A
Product: ribosomal protein S27a
Exons: 6
Coding region: 109-579 (156 amino acids)
Biological process (GO): translation; modification-dependent protein catabolic process; protein ubiquitination
Cellular component (GO): nucleus; ribosome; cytoplasm
Molecular function (GO): structural constituent of ribosome; ubiquitin protein ligase binding; protein tag activity
Source: RefSeq, a predicted model, not a curated record
CGUGGCCGCCUAGGAGGCGGGGCCUCCGCGGGGGCCCCGGGAAAGCCCGUGGGCCGGCGUGCUGCCCUUCUUUUCGGAUCCGCCAUCUACGGUGGCACCGCCGCCAAGAUGCAGAUUUUCGUGAAGACCCUGACGGGGAAGACCAUCACUCUCGAGGUCGAACCCUCGGAUACAAUAGAAAACGUAAAGGCCAAGAUCCAGGACAAGGAAGGAAUUCCUCCUGACCAGCAAAGACUGAUCUUUGCUGGCAAGCAACUGGAAGAUGGACGUACUUUGUCUGACUACAACAUUCAAAAGGAGUCCACUCUUCAUCUUGUGUUGAGACUUCGUGGUGGUGCUAAGAAAAGGAAGAAGAAGUCUUACACCACUCCCAAGAAGAACAAGCAUAAGAGAAAGAAGGUUAAGCUGGCUGUCCUGAAAUACUAUAAGGUGGAUGAGAAUGGCAAAAUCAGUCGCCUUCGUCGGGAGUGCCCUUCAGAUGAAUGUGGUGCUGGAGUUUUUAUGGCCAGCCACUUUGACAGACAUUAUUGUGGCAAAUGUUGUCUGACCUAUUGUUUCAACAAACCAGAAGACAAGUGAUUGUAUAUUGGUUAAUAAAAGACAUGAACUAAUGAACUAACGUUUAAA